CCCUGAUUUCAUUGUCAACUGCUAGUCGGCAAGGAGCUACAGCGAAAAGAUGGCCAUCGGAGAUUAUCCAGCGGAGUACAAUCCCAAAAUCCACGGACCAUACGAUCCGGCCCGCUUUUACGGUAAACCCGAUACUCCAUUCGGACAGGUGAAGGUUGGUGAAAUUGGUGCUUGGUUAGGCCGCCGAGAUAAGAGUCCUCGGGCAUUGGCCGGGGUUUUCAGCCGUACGUUUUGGAGAUGGCAACAUAAGUACAUGCAGCCGAAGCGUACCGGAAUCGCUCCGUUCUUUCAAGUAAUCGUUGGUGGAAUGGUCUUUUUCUACGCCAUUAAUUACGGCAAGCUGAAGCAUCAUCGCAACUAUAAGUAUCACUAAACGUAACGCCCGUCGCCUAGCAAGUGCGUCGACUCCAAGCAUUGAACAAAUUGUAGCACGUAUUCUCUCAUUUUCAGAAAAUCGCUCUUUCAAUGCUAGAACACUAUGCUUGAUGGCCUAUUAGUGAACUCAUGGUUGGAAUGAAAAUGAAACUGAAGAAAAUUAUGCAAUGAGUUGAAAAUAAAAAUCCAAACGUAUAGUAAACGAAAGCUGGUAUAGUUUUACUAUCAACAAAUUA
This is a messenger RNA of Anopheles darlingi, 611 nucleotides long. RefSeq names its product putative ATP synthase subunit f, mitochondrial (gene ATPsynF). The coding region runs from base 50 to 373 and encodes 107 amino acids. Gene Ontology annotation, molecular function: proton-transporting ATP synthase activity, rotational mechanism. The transcript has 2 exons. NCBI's taxonomy places the organism in Eukaryota, Metazoa, Arthropoda, Insecta, Diptera, Culicidae. Gene Ontology annotation, biological process: proton motive force-driven mitochondrial ATP synthesis. The record is from RefSeq and is a predicted model, not a curated record.